AUGAGGAGAAAGCGUGCGCUUGAGCUCGGCAUUGAGAAAAAGCGGCUUUUCCUGGGCCAGCUGCAGCGUGACGUCCAGCUUCUGAAGCGUCUCCAGAUCAUGGACUACUCGUUGCUCAUCGGCAUCCAUGACUCCAAAAAGGGCAACGAGGAGAACUUGAGGGACAAGACCUUGCGGGUGUUCAACCCUGGAGGCGAGCGUCACUCGGAAGAACCCGAGGUUUCUGUGCUUCUCCGUACGCCCAGCAAACUGGAGAAUGCGAAGAAGGCGAGGGAGCUCCGGCAGAUGCUGCGACAGGAACGCCCCGUCCCGAUGGAUCAGACGGCGAGUAGGAUGCCGGACGAGCUGGACCAGGGUAACAGCCGGACAGGUUUCGUUUUCAACCAGGAUGACGGAGGAUUCCGCGCGACACAGGAAGAUAAUUCGCCCGCGGAUGAGGUGUACUACCUUGGCGUCAUCGACUGCCUGACUCACUACGGUUACGGCGAUCGGUUUUACCAGUUCGUCGAAGGCGUCACCAUGUCAGCCCAGGAAGCACAGCGAAAAGAACUCGCCGAAGCCGAAGCCGCACGAAACGCUGCCCUUGCCGACGAUCCGGUAGAAGAGAUUGUGGAAAAUCACGGCGCCCAUGCCGACAUAUGCGCCACCGCCGCCGCCAACUCAGCCGUCUGGGAGCCUUCCCCCAACGCCGAAGUAACGAACGAGAAGCCUUUCCUGGAGGGAGGACCGAGCGAGAAAACUAGCCACGACCCGAAUUAUGCGGAUGGACCCUCGCAUGUCCAUGAUGGGGAGUCGGCCCAUGGCCAGUCCCUUCCCGUGGUGGACGAAGCGGUGGAAAACUCAUCCUCUGGUGGGGCUAGAAGCACCCGUAGCGGUCUGAGCAUCCGGAGCCGGGUCGAGGACGAGGCGCGGCCUCCCACACCGCGCAAAGAUCGCCCUGUGACGCCGCACAAGACGAUUCCCCGAAGACGCGAUGGACCGCCAACCCCACCCAAGUACUUGAAACCUGAGAGUGCGGAUAGCGGGUAUGGCGGCGUGAAUGGGACUGGCACCGACAGCCGAGAGGGGUCCUUGAAGAUUAGUCGCAAGAUCAGCCGAGAAUCUCUCGACAAGGAUCUUCCGGCGCUUCCACGCGGUGAUCGGUCACUUGGGCUUUAUGUGAGUUGA
Messenger RNA from Parascedosporium putredinis, 1167 nucleotides. The record is from the annotation of a GenBank genome assembly. Lineage: Eukaryota; Fungi; Ascomycota; Sordariomycetes; Microascales; Microascaceae.